AUGCCAGUGGAUGAAAUGGAGGAAGAGUGUCGGUCUAGUGACAACAGCUAUCUAUGGAGGUCGAAUAUCAUAAGCGCUAUACAAAUGGCAUUGCUGUUAUGUGGAUUUUCGAUUAAACUCAUGAACCUGCCUUCCUUAGCUGAAAAUGCAGUGUUGGUCGAGAUUGGACUUAGUGAACUUGCCGAAUGUGCAGGCGAAUGA
Molecule: messenger RNA, 201 nt
Organism: Funneliformis mosseae
Lineage: Eukaryota; Fungi; Glomeromycota; Glomeromycetes; Glomerales; Glomeraceae
Source: the annotation of a GenBank genome assembly